This is a messenger RNA of Lichtheimia ornata, 2076 nucleotides long. RefSeq lists its product as uncharacterized. NCBI's taxonomy places the organism in Eukaryota, Fungi, Mucoromycota, Mucoromycetes, Mucorales, Lichtheimiaceae. The coding region runs from base 1 to 2076 and encodes 691 amino acids. The record is from RefSeq and is a predicted model, not a curated record. The transcript has 3 exons.
AUGGACACUACUGAUGACGGCCAGCCUUUUCCUGACAAUGCACCCUUUCGCCAUCCAACUGUCAUUGCACAUCUUUCUCUCAUGACUAUUUCCUUUCUCGCAUGUUAUCCAUUGGCUCUCAUACAAGGCGCACGCCGACACCGUCGAUACCACCUUUAUACCUUAGCGGGCGGCAUUCUCGUUGCUUUGGUCGGCUAUGUUGCUUCCUGGUCGUCGUCUUUUUCCUCACAACAGCCUUUACACACCGUUCUUUCUAUUCUCGGCUAUGUUCUCUUUGUUCUCGUCCUCGGUCAUAUUGGCUUAACAGUAUACAACUUUUAUUAUGGCGGUGAAAAGCAGCAGCAGCAGCUUGUCAACAACAACAAGGAAACGUGGUUGAUGCGACUCAUACUACCUCUUGAGGAAAGCGUUCACCUGAUCAUUGGUUGGAUCAUCGUGCUCACAGCCUAUGCAUACCUUGUUAUCGCCAUCACCGUUUUCACAGGCACUUGCUCAUCAUCCAUCGAGCAAUGUUUGAUGCCUUUGGCUAUGGGAAGCGGAUUUCUCGGAUAUGGCACUCUUGUUCUCUUGCAUCUCGUCAACGUAUUGAAUCUUCCACGUGCAUCAACACCUGAAUACUAUGAAGCCCUUGUUCUUACUUUGUGGGGAGUGAUUUGCCUCGUCAUGUCAGGCGUACCCGUGUUAGGAUCAGAAUGGCGAGCUAUCAAUAUCGGAUUGCUUUGGUUUACUGGUGGUUUAUUUUCGAUUGCUAUCAGCAUGCAAACUUGGAUGGUAGCUUUACGUGAAAGGAACAUUGUCAAUACGUUGAUCUUGUGCCUGACAGGACGAGCUGUGAUCGUCGGCCGUGCACAAGAUGAUACUUUCACAUCCGAAGUACAUGUCAUGCUUGGAUAUUUGCUCAUAACAGCUUCUGUAUUUCGAUUCAUCCAAAUCAUCUUCAGAAAGACACCAAUCGAUAAUCUACCACAACUACUAGCAUGUACAUCGGCUAUGGAUCAUGACGAUAUCAGUGAUGAGCAUGACGACGAUACCAGACGAGCAAAUGAUUAUCAAUCAGCUUAUCGACAACUCACUGGGCAACCUCCAGCAUGUAAACACACAUGGCUAUUUGCAUCCAUUACUAUUGUCUCUGGAAUGUUGACAGCUUUUCUCGCCAUCGCCUCUGGUAUCUUGUUUAUGGGUGCCAACGUUGAUUGGACUAGCCACAUGCGAUAUUACUUGAACGAUCCAUCAACGUACGUCAAUGCAAUCAUCGCUGUAGCUUUUCUAUGGGCAAGUUACAUUUUUGUUUUAUGCACCAUCUACAACAAUAUUCGCCCCAUGUCAUCGUCAUAUUACGAAUACCUUGGAUUGUCAACGAUUGAACCAAUGUCAACCGGUGCAACGUGUUCUUCUCCCACAUCAACGGUUGUCGAUGAUCAACACACAACAUCAGCUCAACAAUACGAAGAACAACGUUUCAACAAUCUUCAUCGAUCAAAGUCAUUGCCUGCAAGGCGAGGGAUUGAAGAACCACCUACAAUGCGACCUUCUCAAUAUCGUGCAAAGCGUCGUUCAUUGCUUUUGCAAUCACCACAACAGGAUUCUAAUGGCAAGAAACAACAACAACGUGCACGUUCAGCAUCUACAGUAAAUGGUGUGGGUGGUGUGUUACCUGAUGACUUGGAUACGGCUUACAUGUCACGUCGAUCUUGGUUAUCCAAUGGAUCAGCAACAUCCACUGGUACAAAUGGAUCAUUUGGUUCAGCGUCUAGUUCAGCUACUACUUCACCCCCUUUACCCAACUCUGCACCACCUAUGGACUUGACAACAACAACAACAGCAUCAUCAUCAUCACAUCCACAUCGCCGAACGGUUCUUUUUUCCGACGAGCCCGCCGGGAUGGCGGGCACCCAUGAUGAUGAACAUUAUAUUCGCAAAACGGAAAGCGGACGGCGGAAAGAACGAGUAAAGAAGCAAUUGGGUCAUGAUCCAACUACCACAGAUGUCGACGUCUCCUCUUCUGAAUCUCAAAAUUCAGUAGCCAAGUAUUACAGCAGCGAGCGUAACAGCAGUGACAGUAAUGUAUGUGAAUAG